Messenger RNA from Amphimedon queenslandica, 495 nucleotides. Its product is annotated as 26S proteasome non-ATPase regulatory subunit 10-like. The annotation marks the transcript as partial. The record is from RefSeq and is a predicted model, not a curated record. Gene Ontology annotation, molecular function: protein binding; ubiquitin-protein transferase activity. Gene Ontology annotation, biological process: protein K6-linked ubiquitination. Gene Ontology annotation, cellular component: BRCA1-A complex; BRCA1-BARD1 complex. Lineage: Eukaryota; Metazoa; Porifera; Demospongiae; Haplosclerida; Niphatidae. The transcript has 5 exons.
UACCCUUAAAGGAAUGGGUGAAUUUAAAGAUACUGUAGGAGCCUAUAUAUAGCCUUAAGUGGAACUGGUACCCUAAGAGAAUUUUUAGUUGAGAAAAUGACUGAUGAAGCUCAUGUUAAAAUUCAGAUUGAAUCUCAGAAUGAUAAUAGGUCUGAUGACAUUGCUGGUGUGGUGCCAUUAAAGCCUAUGGCUUCUGCUAAUACCUCUUCAGACCAUGAAAAUUUAAUAACAAAUGAGGAACAAGUCACUAAAUUAUCUUCUGAUGAUGAUGAAAGUGGUUAUACACAACUUCACCAAGCUUGUAUUAAUGGUAACUGUAAAGAGGUUGAUGAAUUGUUACGCAAAAAAGCAGUGGAUGUCAAUGCUACUGAUAAAGAUGGAUGCACACCACUUCAUUGUGCUUGUAAGAUUGGUAAUGAAGGAAUUGUUAAGCUUCUUAUUGAGAAAGGAGCUGAUUCAUGUAUAUUUAGCCAUGAAAGACGUACACCACUUCAU